CACCGCACAAAUUCUCGCCGACGCUGGGCGCGUGCGCAGGCGCGGGGUUCACCCGGGGGGAGCGACCGAGGUGGCGUUCGAGCAGAGUGCUCACCUGUCACCGGGUCUGGGCACAAUGAGACCAGGAGAGGAACGACCUGUAGAGGGGGGCGCCUGCGACGGCGUCUCCGAGCUGGAGCUGCUGAAGCUGCGCGCCGCGGAGCGCAUCGACGAGGCGGCCGAGCGCCUGGGCGCCCUGAGCCGCGCCAUCUGGAGCAAGCCGGAGCUGGCCUACCAGGAGCACCAUGCCCACGGCGUGCUGACGCGCUUCUUCGAGUGCGAGCCACCGGCCGCCUCUUGGACCGUGCAGCCGCACUACCAACUGGCCACGGCCUUCCGUGCCGAGUGGGAACCGCCGGGGGUCCCGGCGGUGCCGCGCCCGCUGCACCUGGGCUUCCUCUGCGAGUACGACGCGCUGCCCGACAUCGGGCACGCCUGCGGCCACAACCUGAUCGCCGAGGUCGGGGCGGCGGCGGCGCUGGGCGUGAAGGGGGCCCUGGAGGGCCUCCGCGGGCCGCCUCCGCCGGUGAAGGUUACUGUUCUGGGAACUCCUGCAGAAGAAGAUGGUGGUGGCAAAAUUGAUUUAAUUGAAGCAGGGGCUUUUAAAAAUCUCGAUGUUGUUUUUAUGGCGCAUCCAUCCCAGGAGAAUGCUGCUUAUCUACCUGAUGUGGCUGAACAUGAUAUGACUGUGAAGUACCAUGGAAAAGCAUCUCACGCUGCAGCUUAUCCCUGGGAGGGAGUAAAUGCAUUAGAUGCUGCUGUUCUCGCCUACAGCAACCUCUCUGUGUUAAGACAACAAAUGAAACCAACCUGGAGAGUUCAUGGUAUAAUAAAAAAUGGUGGUGUAAAACCCAAUAUCAUUCCCUCUUAUUCUGAAUUAAUCUAUUACUUCCGUGCACCUUCAAUGAGAGAACUUGCAGUUUUGACCAAAAAGGCAGAAGAUUGCUUUAAAGCUGCAGCUUUAUCUACUGGAUGCACAGUAGAAAUUAAAGGUGGAGCACAUGAUUACUAUAAUGUCCUUCCCAAUAAGUGCCUUUGGAAAGCUUAUAUUGAAAAUGGGGAAAAGCUGGGAAUAGAGUUCAUUUCAGAAGAUGCAGUUUUGAAUGGCUCUUCAGGAUCUACUGAUUUUGGAAAUGUUAGCUUUGUGGUUCCUGGGAUUCAUCCAUAUUUUUACAUUGGGUCCGAAGCCUUGAAUCAUACGGAACAGUAUACUGAAGCCGCAGGUUCACAGGAAGCUCAGUUUUAUACUCUGCGUACAGCCAAAGCUCUGGCAAUGACUGCGUUGGAUGUUAUUUUUAAACCAGAAUUGCUAGAAGGAAUCAGAGAGGACUUUAAAUUGAAGCUUCAAGAAGAAGAGUUUUUAAAUAGAGCAGAAUAAAAGGAAGAUUUAGGAGACACUUUUGAAUCAUUAAGAAGUGAUCUUUUUCUUUAAUUUUUUUUGAUGAAAAAGGAGGACAUGCUUGUUUUUCAGUCUUUAAAGGAGUUAUAUUCCUCCUAUCUGAAAAGCGAGGGCAUGAUGUGGAGAAAACACAUAAACACAUUACCUCAUGUCUAAAAUUAAAAUUUUCACAAAUCUAUAUUUGAUGGAAUUGUGAUCUUUCAGAAGCUAAUAUGUGAUGGCAUUUCUUAAACAACCUGGAUGAUACAUGGUUUAUCAGUGAUAGUUUAUAAAUUCGUAUGUUGUAUGAGUAUAUUUUAAAAGAUUCAAGAGAUUUCAAACUUUAUAUUCAGAAUUGACACAUGAAAAAUUUUUUUUUUUUUUGGUAGAGGGUGGUAAAAUUGUUAUAUAAAGUUUUAAAAUUCAAGUUCUAAAUUUAGAGAAAGUUCAUUGUGAUAUCUGACUAUAUAUGUUUUGGUUUAGAGAAUCUCUUUAUUGAUGAUAAAAAUAGGUUUUUAAUCAGAAACGUUGUGGAAAACAACCAGAAACUCAGGUACAAAGAAUAAGCUUUAGUUUUACCAUUUGAAGGAAAACAAAAAUGUUCCUUCUGAUAUAUAGUUAACUCUGAGAAGCAGCAUUAAAAUGUUACUCCUAAUUCCAUAUCACUGUAAUAGGAAGAAUUGUAGAUGGAUAGGAUUGGGCUCUUCUUUAAGGUGUUUGCUUGAUAACCCAGUGUAUUCUAAAAGGACUUAAUGAGAGAGGAGCAAUAUCUACAUAUCUUGAAUAUUAAUGUCAUAUAACUGGUCCCAUCUACCUAGUUGAGCCCUAGUUGAGGCUUCUAUUCAGAAGCUAGCCUGUCCAGCCUGGCUGGACAAUAUUAUAGUUUACUGAGUUUAAGGGAUACAAUUCUGAGCCUCCUUAAGCCUUAUGCUAGCCCAAUAUUAAUUUAAAAGUAUUAUAAGUUUUUCCUGGUUCUUAUUUUAGUAUGAAUUUCUUGAACAUGAUAAUAUGAAAGAAGUACCUGGUAAAAGCUGUAAAUAUAGUAAAGCUAUAAUAAAGUAUACUUUAUUUUAAAAGGGAGUCCUUAGAUUUGAGGGUAAACAUUCCAAAAUGGAAGGAGAAGGGGAGAAAGGUGAGUGUUUGGCUUCUUUGUUGCAAGCAAGUCACUUAGGCCCCUAUGAGCCUUCAACUCUCCAUUUGGAAAGUUAAAUUAAAUCACUUAUAUUUACAGUCCUUUAAGCAUCUAAUUCCUAAUAGUUUUUGGGAGAGUGAGUACUUGAGAAUUGCUUAUCUUCUAUAUCAGGAGUCUGCAAACUAUAGCCCGAGUUGGCAACAGCCUAAUUUUAAAUCUCUAGCGCCUAAAAAUUUUUACACUUUCACAUGUUGGUAAGGAAGGAAAAAAAAAAAAAGCAACAGAGACCAGACGAUGUGACCUGCAAAUCCUAAAAUAUUUACUAUCUUGCCCAUUACGAAAAAGUUUGCCAGCUCCUGUUCUAUAUAACAGUAAAAACCUGUUUCUCUUUGAUUUACAUCUUAUGAUCAGGUGUGCUCCUAGGAUAAAACUUCAGAUAUCUGAAUUGAAAACAUUGAGAAAAGGGAUUUAGAUGGCAGUUCUCUGACUUGACCAUCGUAAUGCAUCAGCCAUUUGUCUGCACUGGGAGUUCCACACUUCAGGAGCUUGUUUCUUUUGCAUGUACUUCACUCUGAGAUGCCGCUACCCUGCUGCCUUAAGACUUUCCCCUAUGCAAACCAGUCUUUUCAUGUCAGCUUUUAGAGUUUGAUCCUCCAUGCCACCCUUUGAUUAUUUAUAAUCUCAAAUAGUUCUGGUUGGUAUAUAUUUUAUAUACAGCGAAGGGAUCAACAAAGGCUUCAGGCUGAGAAUUGGAUAUGUCCGAGACCUCUGGUUUAUAUAAACAAUUGGUAUAAAUUGUUUUAUAAUAAGUUGUUUUUAUAGAAAUGAUUAGUAUAAAAUAACUACUAAUUAUCAAUUUUAUAAAUGUCUCAAUUAUGUUUUAAAUUUCUGCACUGAGGAAUUUGGUUUUGUUAUCUAAAGCCUUGAUAACAUUCUAGAAACAGUGAUUGUUAACUGGUAACUCAACACACUAAUAUUCUUCCGUCUUUUCUGAAGUGUCGCAAGUUAAUUGUUACUCAUACAAAGUGUAUUUCUUUUGUGAUUAAUUUACUUUAAGAAAAUAAAUUAGAGAAAAUUCGACAUUA
Messenger RNA from Pteropus alecto (black flying fox), 3634 nucleotides. RefSeq names its product peptidase M20 domain containing 2 (gene PM20D2). The coding region runs from base 116 to 1417 and encodes 433 amino acids. The record is from RefSeq and is a predicted model, not a curated record. The transcript has 7 exons. Gene Ontology annotation, molecular function: dipeptidase activity. NCBI's taxonomy places the organism in Eukaryota, Metazoa, Chordata, Mammalia, Chiroptera, Pteropodidae.